AUGGUGUCAGUAAUUUUGAAGGAAACUAGAGAUUAUGCUGCAAAUCUUGGAAUUGAGAAAUUGAUUGUAUGGUCUGAUGGUUGCUCUGCUCAAUAUAAAUCUAAACUGCCAUUUUAUUUUGCUGCUGAAGCACCUGAUGAGCGAGCUUACUUUGGUUCCUGUCAUGGGAAAGGUCCAUGUGAUGCCUGUGGUGGUGUUGUCAAACGAAUUGUAGAUGAUGAUGUCAUGUCUGGAGAUGUAAUAAUACAGAGUGCUGAAUCCAUGUACAAUUAUCUGAGUACAAUGUAUGGAAUUCCAAAACAGUUUCAUACUCACACUCUUCGGUCGUUCAAGUUGAUCAGUCAAGUGAUAUUAAUCAAUCGUUCCCAUCAUAAGCACUAA
Molecule: messenger RNA, 381 nt
Organism: Lottia gigantea (owl limpet)
Lineage: Eukaryota; Metazoa; Mollusca; Gastropoda; Lottiidae
Exons: 1
Coding region: 1-381 (126 amino acids)
Source: RefSeq, a predicted model, not a curated record